AAAGAAAUAAAAUCUUUUUGUGAUCUUCCAAAUACCCCGGCUCUCUCUCUCUCUCUUGGGGUUUUUGCUUCCACUGAAAGCUCACAAUAGUAUUUCCCUCCCUUUGUACGAUUGGUGCCGAUCGUCGUGGAAAAUACCCUUUCUCUACGUUUCAGUUUUUGAUGAUUAUCUAAUUUUGAUCAACAAUCUCAAUUUUACUGUUCAAUUCUGCUUUCUUCCUGCGUUACUCGAUGGAAGAUUAUGCUAAUAGUGAUAAUGAAUAUUUGUAUGAUGAUGAUGAUGAUGAAGAUAACGAUCGAGAUACUUUGAAUAUAAUUCAAGAUGUUGAUUAUGAUGUUCCCUUUAAUUAUCACACUGGUUCUUCCCUCAAGGUGAUCACUAGGGAUUCUCUUCGAGUGGCUCAGAGAGAAGACUUGCAUAGAAUAAUGGAUAUGCUUUCAUUGAAGGAGCAUCACGCAAGAACCCUUCUUAUACAUUAUCGUUGGGAUGUUGAAAAGAUAUUAGCAGUACUUGUGGAAAGAGGAAAAGAUCAAUUGUAUGUGGAAGCUGGUGUCCGGGUCACAGAACAUGCUAAUGUAUGUUCAACCUCGUCCUCUUUGACGUGUGAUGUAUGCAUAGAAGAAAAACCCGCCAUUAAGUUUACAACAAUGGACUGUGGGCACUACUUUUGCAAUGAUUGUUGGACAGAACAUUUUAUUGUGAGAAUAAAUGAAGGUCAAAGUAGACGUAUUAGAUGCAUGGCACAUAAAUGUAGUGCAAUUUGUGAUGAUGGAAAAAUAAGACAUUUAGUUGGCUUGAGAGAUGCUGCUGCAGCUGAAAAAUUUAAUCGAUUUCUUUUGGAGUCCUACAUUGAGGAUAAUAAAAGGGUUAAGUGGUGCCCAAGUGUUCCCCAUUGUGGAAAUGCUAUACGUGUGGAGGAGGAUGAUUUUUUUGAGGUUGAAUGCGCAUGUGGUCAUCAAUUCUGCUUUGGAUGUUCAUGUGAAGCACACUCUCCAUGUUCUUGUCUGAUGUGGGAACUUUGGGCUAAGAAAUGCCGAGAUGAAUCGGAGACUGUCAAUUGGAUCACAAGCCACACUAAGCCCUGUCCUAAAUGUCAUAAACCUGUGGAGAAGAAUGGAGGAUGCAAUCUUGUCGUUUGUGUUUGUGGCCAAGCGUUCUGUUGGGUUUGUGGUGGAGCCACAGGUAGAGACCAUACGUGGUCUUCUAUUGCUGGUCAUAGUUGUGGAAGAUUUAAAGAAGAUGAUCUCAAAAAAACCGAACGUGCAAAAUUGGAGUGGUACCGUUAUGUUCAUUAUUAUGAUCGUUAUAAAGCUCACACUGAUUCCUAUAAGGUUGAAGCUAAGUUGAAGGAAACUAUUCAGCAGAAGAUAUCAUGUUUGGAAGACAAGGAUACGGCAUCGAAAGAUUUUAGCUGGGUAACAAAUGGACUCAACAGAUUGUUUAGGUCCAGACGUAUCUUGUCGUAUUCAUACCCUUUUGCUUAUUACAUGUUUGGGGAUGAGCUGUUUCACAAUGAAAUGUCAAAAGAAGAGAAGGUGAUAAAACAGAAUCUGUUUGAAGACCAGCAGCAGCAACUUGAAGGCAAUGUCGAGAAACUAUCUAUGUGUUUGGAGGAGCCAUUUCAUACUUUUGAAGAUGAUAGAGUAAAGGAAACAAGAAUGAGCAUAAUAACAAUGACGUCCAUAGUUGACAGCUUGUGCAGGAAGAUGUAUGAAUGCAUUGAGACUGAUUUGUUAGGAUCCCUCCAGCACACGAUCCACAUAAUUGCCCCUUACAGGUCCAAGGGUGUGGAUAAAGCAUCUGAACUUUCAGAUUGGCGGACUCAGAACUACACCAGUGAGAGAUAUUCCUGCUCAGAUGGAGUGAAGGGCUCGAGCGAGUCAUCUACAAGCUUGGUUCUGAAUCAAAAUGAAAGUGGGUGCUCUUCCAGAAAACGUACUCAAGAAGAGUCUUCUAGCUUGGGUCUGCGUCCAGUUGAGAGUGGACAUUCCUCCAGCAAACGCGCUGCUAAUGCAGAUUUUGCAGGCAGAUUUUUUGAUUUGAACUUGCCGGCUGAUACAAUCAACAACAGCUGAUUCAUUUGUGUCUAACCUAAAUGGAUAUUGAUAUAACCCAUAACCUGAAUGUGCCACUGCAUAUUCUGAUUCCUUUAUAUUAUCCCCUCCAAGGAACGAUCUCAAGUUCAACUACCAUAUUAUUAACCCCGUUUUGGUACUAGACAAUAAUAUCUAUUUACUAUGUACAGGGCUUUUGAGCUACUAAGAAGUAACUAUGGAAGUUAAGCAGGUAUUACUUGAUACAAAUAUGUUAUCCAUAUGCAGUUUUUAAUUGUUGGACUUCAAAUCUUUGAUCUGAAAUUUUCACAAUUUAUGAAGUUUAAAUUAA
This is a messenger RNA of Amaranthus tricolor (Joseph's coat), 2385 nucleotides long. RefSeq names its product probable E3 ubiquitin-protein ligase ARI2. Gene Ontology annotation, biological process: positive regulation of proteasomal ubiquitin-dependent protein catabolic process; protein polyubiquitination; ubiquitin-dependent protein catabolic process. Gene Ontology annotation, molecular function: zinc ion binding; ubiquitin protein ligase activity; ubiquitin conjugating enzyme binding. Gene Ontology annotation, cellular component: cytoplasm; ubiquitin ligase complex. The transcript is spliced from 7 exons. Lineage: Eukaryota; Viridiplantae; Streptophyta; Magnoliopsida; Caryophyllales; Amaranthaceae. Bases 231 to 2075 code for a protein of 614 amino acids. The record is from RefSeq and is a predicted model, not a curated record.